GUGAGAUCGAAAAAGAGAUGUUAGAAAGUUUCAUUUGAUCUUCAUACAAUACACGAAGCAGGAUAACCUCACCCUCUUUGGGUCCACAGCUUUGCUCUUCUUGAUGGUAAAGUAAGGAGGGACGAACUAGGUCCAACAAAAACUUUAACCUAUCCAUGUGAAUCGGACAUUUUUACAGUUGCUUCUCUUCCCGCAAAUAUUUUCUGAUACACAUGGAAUGGCAUUCAGUGGUAAGGUGGUACUGAUUACAGGGGCAAGUUCUGGAAUUGGAGCUGCUACUGCUGUCCAUUUCUCUCGAUUGGGAGCAAGCCUGUCCCUUACUGGUCGUAAUUCAGACAACUUGAACAAAGUUGCAGAUCAGUGUAUUGUAUCAAAGGACCAACCAAAGCCAUUUCUGAUCACUGGUGACAUAACAAAUGAAGCUGACACAAAAAUAAUUUUGGACUCAACUAUUAAACAAUUUGGUAAGCUUGAUGUUCUCAUCAAUAAUGCAGGAAUCUUGGAAACUGGAAGCAUUGAGAACACCUCAUUGGAACAGUAUGACCGACUCUUCAACACUAAUGUCAGGUCUCUGUACCACUUAACAAUGUUGGCAGUUCCAUACUUAAUACAGACCAAAGGAAAUGUAGUGAAUGUGUCAAGUGUGAACGGGAUUAGAUCUUUCCCUGGCGUUUUGUCUUACUGCAUGUCGAAAGCUGCAGUAGAUCAGUUCACUCGCUGUGUUGCUUUAGACUUGGCUCCCAAGCAAGUGCGAGUCAAUAGUGUAAAUCCAGGAGUUGUAGUAACUGAACUCCAGAAACGGGGAGGAAUGGACUCGGAAGCUUAUGAGAUGUUUCUGGAACGCAGCAAGCAUACACAUGCGUUGGGUCGCCCAGGACAACCGGAUGAAGUGGCUCGAGCAAUCGCGUUUUUGGCCAGUGAUAGUGCAAGCUUCAUCACAGGGGAAACAAUGCCAGUGGAUGGUGGACGUCAUGCCAUGUGUCCUCGGUGAAACAAAAUUUGAAUUAUAUUAAUUGAUGGCUUGUGUAAGUAAAAGUGUAAGGUGUGGGUGUAAUCAUGUUUUAAAUUUGUAUAUUGUAACUCCAUAUUUUGGAUUAAAUUGAUUUAAUUACCAUAUAA
Molecule: messenger RNA, 1119 nt
Organism: Zootermopsis nevadensis
Lineage: Eukaryota; Metazoa; Arthropoda; Insecta; Blattodea; Termopsidae
Molecular function (GO): oxidoreductase activity
Source: RefSeq, a predicted model, not a curated record